CAGCCCAAGGUGAUGGUCUCCCCCAUGCAGUCGGGGUCUCUGCCCCAAACGGACAGACUGGUUUGCUACGUGACGGGGUUUUACCCUCCGGAGAUCGAGGUGAAGUGGUUCAAGAAUGGGCAGGAGGAGACGAAGCGCGUGGUGGCCACGGACGUGAUGCAGAACGGAGACUGGACCUACCAAGUGCUGGUGAUCCUGGAGACCACCCCGCAGUCCGGGGACACCUACACGUGCCACGUGGAGCACGUCAGCCUGCAGCACCCGCUCACGCAGGACUGGG
Molecule: messenger RNA, 280 nt
Organism: Tinamus guttatus (white-throated tinamou)
Lineage: Eukaryota; Metazoa; Chordata; Aves; Tinamiformes; Tinamidae
Source: RefSeq, a predicted model, not a curated record